Fonsecaea multimorphosa CBS 102226 is the source of this 1671-nucleotide messenger RNA. RefSeq lists its product as uncharacterized. Gene Ontology annotation, cellular component: nucleus. The record is from RefSeq and is a predicted model, not a curated record. NCBI's taxonomy places the organism in Eukaryota, Fungi, Ascomycota, Eurotiomycetes, Chaetothyriales, Herpotrichiellaceae. Gene Ontology annotation, biological process: regulation of transcription by RNA polymerase II. The transcript has a single exon. Bases 1 to 1671 code for a protein of 556 amino acids.
AUGCCAUCACCGACGUCGCUGUUACAGAGCCCUACGAUCCGCAUCCAGAAAUCGAGUCCUACCCCAGUCCCUACAACACAACCGCCCAUGCUGGCCCAGAGUGCCCUGGUGGGUGGAUGGAACGACGGGUAUAACAGCCCCGGGGGUUAUCUGAGCGCGCUGCCAAAGAAUUUCCAAGACCAACGAUACCAUAAGAGAGAUUCGUCGGGAUCCUCUGUAACCUCGCUGGGCCCGCCUUCGCCGCUCGCCCAAAACACUAUAUACCCACACAUUGUCGCCACAUCUGACUCGAGUUUUCCACCUUCCUACGAUUUCGACUAUACUCAGACUCCACACACUGCCAAGUCAGAUUCUGCCAUGAUGUACCCCACCAACUUCGCUGCUGUUGAUAUGAGGAGGAUACACUCAACAGGCGCCGACGAGCGUGCGUCAUAUGCUCUAUCUGCGCCGCAGUCAGUAUCGACAAUGAGUCACAACUCGCCUGCGACGCCGCAUACUACUUAUGAGCCCGAGUACGAUGAGAAAAAUGUCUAUGGUGAGAAUCCCGAGAAGGACGACGACAUGUUUUCCAAUUACUUACACUUCGAACCAGGCUACACAAACGCGUACCAGCAGUCUUUGCAAGACGUUUUUCCCGACCAGCAUUUCGCCAACCCCAUGAGCGCCUACACUCAGGCGCAACCGAACAUGCAGCAGAGGAUCGCCGUCAAUGCCCACAGGCAGAACAUGAUGGCGGACAGGCUCCAGGCCGCACAACAAGACCACCUGAGAACAGACUCGCCCACCUCGAAUCCUCGCGACAAGUCACCCUUCAGGCAAAACUCGCCUUACAGCAUGCCGGCGCCAACACAGCGACCUCAGCCCACGCUGCAAAAGCAACGCACCUCGAUCUCGCCCAAAGAGCUGAUGUUGGACGAGCACGACGUUGACGACCACUCGACGCCACUGUUCGCGGCCGACCAGUCACAAUCCAUGUUCGCAAACCGUAGAACCCCGUCGAAUCUUUCCAGCUUCUACACCGCCGCCAGCGAACCUUCGAUACAAAUCCCCCAACAAUAUCCAUUUGUCAGUCAGUCGUCGAGGCAAGCAGGCCAGGCCGGAAUGCACGACAUCAGUCCCGAGUUCCCUGCCCACAUGAUCUCGAUGGAGUCGACCGCAGAUGAAUCGUCGGAGCCUUCCAGUCAGCAGGCCAUGCAAAGGCCUAGACCACAGUCGCAAACUGCUGCGCCUCACCAGCAGUCACAGACUCAGCAGCGGCCAGUCGACACAUCAUCUGACGCGGGCACCUACUCGUGUACGUAUCACGGUUGCCACCUGAGAUUUGACACACCAGCCAAACUUCAGAAGCACAAGAGGGAAGGUCACAGGCAGACUUCACCGACGUCCUCCGGAUCUGCAAACCUGGCUUUGCGGAACUCGCAAGCUGGACCGCACCGAUGCGACCGGAUCAAUCCUAGCACAGGCAAGCCCUGCAACUCGAUCUUCUCUCGGCCGUACGACCUUACGAGGCACGAGGAUACCAUUCACAACGCCCGGAAGCAGAAAGUCCGCUGCCACUUGUGUACGGAGGAGAAAACUUUCUCACGAAACGAUGCGCUGACACGACACAUGCGCGUUGUGCACCCCGACGUUGACUGGGUCGGCAAGCAGAAGCGCAAGAGCCAGAAAUAA